AGUGCAUGUUUAGAGUCGUAAGAAGAACAAUGUCAUCCAAAUCAUCCAAUCCCGCCUCGCUCCAUAACCCAUACUUCUCCCAGGGGAAGUCCCAAAAGGAUGUUUGGUCCUUGAUCAAUGAAACAGCCGCGGCUGCCCAACAAGAAUUAGGACGUCCAAUUGUCAAUUUGGGUCAAGGAUUCUUCUCUUAUAACCCACCAGACUUUGCACUCAAGGCUGUAAACCACACUAUCACCACUCCUCAGUACAACCAAUACGCCCACGCCAGAGGUAACCCCAACUUAUUGGAACUGCUUUCUAAAGUGUAUACUAAGGAUUUGGGCAGACCCGUCCCAAAGGAAGAAAUUCAAAUCACCACUGGUGCCAAUGAAGGAUUGUUUCUGAUUUUCUUUGGGUUUUUAACUGCCGGUGAUGAAGUCAUUGUGUUUGAACCUUUCUUUGAUCAAUACAUUCCAAAUGUUGAAAUGACUGGAGCUACUGUGAAAUAUGUUCAAUUGAAAUAUCCACAAAAAUUGGAUAAGGAAAACGUCACUGGUGAUGAUUGGGAAGUUGAUUGGGCUGGUUUAGAGGCUGCAAUCACCCCAAAGACAAAACUUAUUGUCAUCAAUACUCCACACAACCCAAUUGGGAAAGUGUUCAACGAAAAGGAACUUCAUAGAAUUGGUCAACUUUGUAUUGAUAAUAACUUGAUCCUUGUUAGUGAUGAAGUUUAUGAGAAUUUGUAUUAUUCUCCAAAAUUCACUAGACCUGCAACCCUUUCUAGCUUACCAGAAUUAAAGGAUAGAACCUUGACCGUUGGAUCAGCUGGGAAAUCCUUUGCUGCCACUGGUUGGAGAAUUGGUUGGGUACAAGGACCAGCUGAAUUGAUAAAAUAUGUCACUGCUGCCCAUACUAGAAUUUGUUUCUCUACUCCGGCCCCAUUGCAACAAGCUGUUAGUGAAGCCUUUGGAGAAGCUGAAAAAAAUGGAUAUUUCGAACUUACAAGACAACAAUACCUUAAGAAGUACGAAAUUUUCACCAAGGUAUUUGAAGAACUUGGAUUACCAUACACCAAGGCUGAUGGUGGAUACUUCUUGUUGGUAAAUUUGCUGAAAUUGAAGAUUGCUGAAGAUUAUGAAUUCCCUGCUGAUAUUUUGGGCCGUGGUACUGAAGAUUUCAAGUUAGCAUAUUGGCUUAUUAAGGAAAUUGGUGUAGUUGGAAUCCCACCAACUGAAUUCGUUUAUCCUCCUCAUAGAGCUGGAAAUCUGCUUGAAAAAUGUUUAAGAUUCGCCGUUUGUAAGGAUGAUCUGGUAUUGGAGGAUGCCGUGGAAAGAUUAAGAAAGUUGAAGAACUACUUCUAGAUUAAGAUAUAAUAUUAAUAUGACAUAGAGAGUUGACAUUGAGUAAUUACAAGGUGAUAUAGGAAAUGACAAUUCCCCAAUGUUGGUAUGAAUGCAAAAUAGGGCGUAGUGUAUGAUGACAGGAUUUUUUUUUAAA
[Candida] anglica is the source of this 1476-nucleotide messenger RNA. NCBI's taxonomy places the organism in Eukaryota, Fungi, Ascomycota, Pichiomycetes, Serinales, Debaryomycetaceae. The record is from the annotation of a GenBank genome assembly.